AGGGCACCAAAACCAUCCGCCUCAUUUACAGACAGAGAGCCUUUUACCCCCCUCGAGAUCACUCGUCGGCUCUGCUUUCUUCCACACUCAGACACGGAAACUUCGUGUGGUGUGAUACGAGCUUGGAUUAUUUCAUUUUGGAGGGAUUCGGCUGCUAAAAUAGGUUACGAGGCUCGGUGCAUGGACGUAACCCGAGGGUCCCUCUCGCUUUCUCUCUCCGGCUUUAAACUCAACUCUGCUUGGGGAUUCAGUCCUGGGCUUUGCUCCCUGGAUCUUCGGACGAGGCUCAUCGCUGCCAGCAGACCACAUCCUCUGCAGACGAGGGGGCAUAUUUAGACGAUAACGGAUAAGAAAACCCUCCGCAAGCCUUUUGGUGGAGAGCCCUACUCUGUGCAGUCGGAUCAAGGACUUUGUGGAUUAAUGCUCUUGAAGACACAUAGCCUGGGCGAGCGUCGGUUUUCAUGGGAUAAUUGUGAUAGAGUCUAGGCUUAAUUAGGCCCCGGUUUGUUUUCAUUUCUGCCACGGCGAUUGCGCACAGACCUAAAGAUGUUUUGACAAUGUUUAUGAGCUGAAAAUCGCCACUGAUAGUUGUUUAACAGGGGUCAGUUCUCAGCGAGCUCAGGCUGCACAUCUCCAAGUGAAUAAUUAGAACACACUGAGGCUACAUGCUGCUGUGUUGGAGCAGAUUUCUCCUGCUGUUAUAGACGCAUAUACGCUGCUAGAUUCACCAUUAUAGGCGAGUCUUACACGCCCGGAGGUGAUGGUUAUUUAUCCCCCACGGGAAAGCUGACUGUCCCGUGAACCUCCACUGCUUUUCGGUGAUAUAGUCUGCAGGAGAAGGCGACAGAGACUGGCGUAUGCUACAGAUUUCCUCUGCUUCUCCAGCUCCCAGUUUUUCCACCGUCUUUUCUCAGGCUGCUUGUCAUUGCCUGGACUCGGAUCCCGGAAUCUUCAUGAUUUGCGGACACCAUGCUCGUUUUUUAGCCGGGGAACCCUCUUUUCGUCCCGCAUGUUUAGGACCAAACGAUCGGGGCUCGUCCGGCGACUCUGGAGGAGCCGUGCGCCCGUGGAGGGCGACGGGGAGGCGGAUAGAGGGACGCAUGGCUCCGGGGGCUGCUGCAUGGGCAAAGCGACAAAGGUGGCCAAGUCCAACGCCGGGUCGGAGGCUGAAUUAAAGGCGUUGACCCACUCCAUACUAAAAAAAAUCAAAGAGAAACAAUUAGAGGUGCUGUUGCAGGCGGUGGAGUCCAAGGGGGGUGCCCGAAGCCCCUGCUUGCUCCUGCCCAGCAAAGUGGACGCGAAAGUGGGUCAACAGUCUUACUCUCUCCCCAUGCUGCUCUACAAAGUGUUCAGGUGGCCGGACCUCAGGCAUUCCUCGGAGCUGAAGAGGCUGUCUUGCUGUGAAUCCUACGGGAAAAUCAACCCAGAGCUCGUUUGCUGCAACCCGCACCACAUGAGCAGGCUUUGUGAACUCGAGUCUCCUCCUCCUCCAUAUUCUCGCUAUCCCAUGGACUAUCUUAAACCACCAGAUUCUCCAGACUCUGGACCUUCAUCCAGUGAUACUGGGGGAACGACAUACUCAGCCCCUGUGGGGCUUUCAGAUUCCCUAGCGUUGCAGGAGUCUGGCGAGCGGGCCCAUUGGUGCGUGGUGGCAUACUGGGAGGAGAAGACACGCGUCGGGCGCCUCUACUCAGUCCAGGAGCCCUCUCUGGACAUCUUCUAUGAUCUACCUCAAGGGAACGGCUUCUGCCUGGGCCAGCUCUGCUCAGACAACAAGUCCCAGCUGGUGCAGAUGGUGCGGGCCAAGAUCGGCUACGGCAUCCAGCUGACGCGUGAGUCAGACGGAGUGUGGGUCUACAACCGCAGCUGCUACCCCAUCUUCAUCAAGUCGGCCACACUGGACAACCCAGACUCACGCACGCUGCUGGUGCACAAGGUGUUCCCCGGUUUCUCCAUCAAAGCUUUUGACUAUGACAAGGCCGGCAGCCUGCAGAGGCCAAACGACCACGAGUUCACGCAGCAGCCUCGCACAGGCUUCACGGUCCAGAUAAGCUUUGUGAAAGGCUGGGGACAGUGCUACACCAGACAGUUCAUCAGUAGCUGCCCGUGCUGGUUGGAAGUCAUCUUCAACACCCGAUAGCAGCAGCCUUCCUCUUCUUCACCCUCCUCACCCCCUUCACAAAACAGACUACACCCACUUUCCUUGUUUUUUUUGUUCCAGAGGUUCAAACAGAAAAAAAGUUUUAAAAGAAGAAGAAUGUAUAAAAUUCUGACGGACUUUGUUUAAUAAAUGAGUAAGAUUUAAUUAAAUAAAAUAAGAAGCGAAAAAUGUAUUUUAUGUUAUAUAUAAAUAUAUUAUUAAUUGUAAAUAUGAAGACGUUUUAUAUGCAUCAUUAUUUAUGUAUUGUGCAAUGUGUUGAUGAGAAAAAGAAAAUAAGAUGCACUUUGCUUAAUAUAAAUGCAAAACAAAGAAAUGCCAAAAUUAAAAAAAAAUAC
Messenger RNA from Scomber scombrus (Atlantic mackerel), 2496 nucleotides. It is a transcript of the gene smad7, whose product is annotated as SMAD family member 7. Gene Ontology annotation, molecular function: transcription regulator inhibitor activity; I-SMAD binding. Gene Ontology annotation, biological process: transforming growth factor beta receptor signaling pathway; cell differentiation; BMP signaling pathway. NCBI's taxonomy places the organism in Eukaryota, Metazoa, Chordata, Actinopteri, Scombriformes, Scombridae. The record is from RefSeq and is a predicted model, not a curated record. The transcript has 4 exons. Bases 1010 to 2140 code for a protein of 376 amino acids. Gene Ontology annotation, cellular component: heteromeric SMAD protein complex.